GAAAUAAUUUCAUUAUGUUUUCUUAUAUACGAUACAAGAAGUUUCAUUGAAUUCAAUAGUUAAGAUAAACGUCCUUGCGAAAUAAGGAUCAAAAGGAGCGCGCCCGUGCGCGCUUUGUUACUGUUAUUAUCGUAUGUGUUAGUGGAUAUAUCAAUAAUAGUAUUACCUAUUAGAAAAUGUCGGAACACGGUGAUAGCGACGUAGACGCGACGGAGGAGAUAAACGUCGACGAUUCCGAUUCGCGUAGUUGCAGUCCACGGAAUUAUGCUAAUCAAGAGGAGCGACGGAACGUUGUACAAGAGAAUUCAGAGUGUUCGAAUUCGCCGCCACCGAGUCAGACGAGUUCUAGGACAGUACAGAACGAAUCACCUCGUAGCCACCCCUUCAGCAUAAGUCGUCUCUUGGGAGAUAGUCAAAGGCAAAACACUAAGAGUUCGUCGUCCGAGGAGGAACUCGAUAGCGACAAGGAAAGGAAAUGGUCCUCCUGGGAGGAAGGGAAUAACAAUAAUAAUAAUAAUAAUAAUAAUAAUAAUAAUAAUAAUAAUAACAAUAAUAACAAUAAUAACAAUAACAAUAACAACAACAAUAGCAUCAAUCAUCGCGUUAAUUCAUUGGCUACGUUGGACGACGGACGACGUUCAUGGGGCCAAGAACUCGAAGAGAAAUUGUCCGAGAAGGACGACGACGACACAGGGAGCACGGCGGAAACGACGCAAACGACGAAUUCAACGUCCUCGAUUCACUGCACGACAGCGGCCGAUCUUCUCGCACCGUUCAGAUUAUUUCCAACCGGUUCGAGUCUUAUCUAUACAGGCGGCGGCGUCAUAAGGGUGCCUGCACACCGACCACCCGGUGCCAAUGGCGCACCAACCGGUGGUAUACCUGCUCAAGCACUUAUACCACCAUGGAGCUUGCAAGCACUUCAACAUAGUCAGCAACAGGCAGCGGCGGCGGGCUUGCAUAGGGCGAGUUUGCUCGCUAAUUUAGCUGCACAUCCGUUACAAGCGCAUCCGCAUCUUAAGGAUAGGCUAGCAGCAGUAGCUGGAGCAUUUCCAAGAAGAAUCGGUCAUCCCUAUCAAAACAGGACACCACCUAAGAGGAAGAAACCAAGAACGAGCUUCACAAGGAUACAGAUCGCCGAGCUGGAGAAACGUUUUCAUAAACAGAAGUAUCUCGCGUCGGCCGAGAGAGCGGCCUUAGCCAAGUCCUUGAAGAUGACGGAUGCGCAAGUGAAAACAUGGUUCCAAAAUAGACGAACGAAAUGGCGGAGACAAACCGCAGAGGAAAGAGAAGCGGAGAGACAAGCGGCGAAUCGAUUGAUGCUGUCACUUCAGGCAGAGGCUUUAAAUAAAGUAGCUUACCCUACUACGGUGUCAAGUCAUCCAACUGGCAGCACGGUACCCGGUUUGGACAGGCAACAACCACCCACGGCGUUGACGCAUCCAGUGGGCCAGUGGGCCUCACCUUAUGGGCCCCCUCAGCCUCUUGCCGAGCCGAUUUGCUGAACCGUGCCGAUUCUAGUAAAUCGGGGGACUCUCGUCCGGUGGUCUUAAACGAUGACGACGAUGACGACGACGAUGACGACGACAACCAUAAUGACGAUGAUGACGAUGCUAACGACAGCGACAACGACUAUGACGACGAC
Messenger RNA from Vespula pensylvanica (western yellowjacket), 1645 nucleotides. RefSeq names its product homeobox protein 9 (gene C15). The coding region runs from base 177 to 1505 and encodes 442 amino acids. NCBI's taxonomy places the organism in Eukaryota, Metazoa, Arthropoda, Insecta, Hymenoptera, Vespidae. Gene Ontology annotation, molecular function: DNA-binding transcription factor activity, RNA polymerase II-specific; RNA polymerase II cis-regulatory region sequence-specific DNA binding. Gene Ontology annotation, biological process: regulation of transcription by RNA polymerase II; animal organ development. The transcript has 3 exons. The record is from RefSeq and is a predicted model, not a curated record. Gene Ontology annotation, cellular component: nucleus.